AUGGAGGGCAAAAGGGACAUCAAGGAUUGUGUCCUCUGCGGCAAGGCCUGCAAGAAAGCCACCCGCAAGGAUUUCUCCUGUGGUUGUGAUCCCUACUGCACCACUUGCGCGACCGCCUAUCUGAAGUCGUGCAUCUCGAAGCCGUUCCGCAAGCCCAAGUGCGACGGCGGCUGCGGAUCCCAGAAGCCCUUCCCCGAUCUUUGGGCCCGCCAGUUGCUCCGCCGCAAGGAGGCUACGACUUACUUCGACCUCGCCGACGAGGCCGAUGAGGUCUCCAGCAACACCGCCGUGUACUGCCAUGACACUGUCUGCGGCCGCUACAUCCCGCUUCGUUACCGCUUCAAUCUGAACAUCGUUGCCGGCAUCGUCAGCGGCAGUGGUACUUGCCCCUGCGGAAAGCUCACCUGCAUUGGAUGCGGCGACAAGGUUCACCAGGGCGAGACCUGUGCCGAGGUUGAAGCUCGCUGGAAGGCGGAGGGAAAGCUUAAGGAGGAGCUUGAGCGUCAGAGUCGUCGUACCAUGGAGCACUUGAGCAUCAAGCAGUGCCCUGUCUGUCAGUCCCCUGCUGAGAAGGCUGAUGGUGGCUGUAACUACGUUCAAUGCGCGACUUGCGAGAACACCUUUGACUGGGACGAGGCAAGCGUUGUUGAUCACAGCAAGUUUGCCGACGGCAAGCCUGGCGAUGGCAAGCCUGGCGAUGGCAAGCCCGAGGGUAUUGAGUCCGAAGUUGAGAAGUCUGCUUAUGACAACUUGGAGUCCUUCGAAUUCAACCCUUUCGAGGACAAGCCCGCCGAGAAUGAAGUCGCCGAGAGCAACGCCGCCAACGCCGACUCUUCCGAGACCAUGGCUAUCGAUGAGCCUGCCGAAACUAUGUAG
Colletotrichum scovillei is the source of this 876-nucleotide messenger RNA. RefSeq lists its product as uncharacterized. The record is from RefSeq and is a predicted model, not a curated record. The transcript is spliced from 2 exons. NCBI's taxonomy places the organism in Eukaryota, Fungi, Ascomycota, Sordariomycetes, Glomerellales, Glomerellaceae. Bases 1 to 876 code for a protein of 291 amino acids. Gene Ontology annotation, biological process: positive regulation of proteasomal ubiquitin-dependent protein catabolic process; ubiquitin-dependent protein catabolic process; protein polyubiquitination. Gene Ontology annotation, cellular component: cytoplasm; ubiquitin ligase complex. Gene Ontology annotation, molecular function: ubiquitin conjugating enzyme binding; ubiquitin protein ligase activity; zinc ion binding.